Molecule: messenger RNA, 2073 nt
Organism: Trichomycterus rosablanca
Lineage: Eukaryota; Metazoa; Chordata; Actinopteri; Siluriformes; Trichomycteridae
Gene: prkcha
Product: protein kinase C, eta, a
Exons: 14
Coding region: 1-2070 (689 amino acids)
Biological process (GO): peptidyl-serine phosphorylation; intracellular signal transduction
Molecular function (GO): diacylglycerol-dependent serine/threonine kinase activity; ATP binding
Source: RefSeq, a predicted model, not a curated record
AUGAAGCGCUUCAGCGGCACGGUGAAGGUACGCGUGGGCGAAGCGGUGGACCUGCAGCCCACUAAAGCGUCCACGCGUCAUGCCGUGGCUCUCGGUAAGGCCGGAGUGGGACUGAUUGGCGGCACGGUCCUGGACCCGUACGUGGUGGUGCGGGUGGACGAACACGCGGUCGGACAGACCCGCGUGAAGCAGCGCACCAACGCGCCUACCUACAACGAGGAGUUCAGCGUGGGCGUGGAUCGGGGGGAACGCCUGGAGUUCGCCGUGUUCCACCAAUCACCCAUCGGCUACGACGACUUCAUCUGCCACUGCACCAUCCAGUUCCAGGACCUGCGCAGCAGCGAGAGCGCUCUGGAGACUUUCGAGGGAUGGGUUGACCUGGAGCCAGAGGGCAAGGUGUACAUCCAGAUCACUCUCGAUGGAUCAUUUACUGAUGAAGACCCUCCGGCUCCUUCUCCAACGUUUAAGGAGUUCAGUCGGAAACGCCAGCGAGCCGUGAGACGGAGAAUCCAUCAGGUCAAUGGCCACAAGUUCAUGUCCACCUUCCUGAAACAGCCCACUUUCUGUUUCCACUGCAAAGAUUUUAUAUGGGGUGUGUUUGGAAAGCAGGGCUACCAGUGUCAAGUGUGUACUUGUGUUGUUCAUAAACGAUGCCAUCAGCUUGUCGUCACCGUGUGUCCACGCAUGAAAAAACCUGCUAAAGAACAGACGGUGAAUCAGGGCUUCAGUAUCAACGUUCCCCACAGGUUCAACAUCCACAAUUAUAAGGUUCCUACCUUCUGUGAUCACUGUGGAUCUUUACUGUGGGGCAUCGUCAAGCAGGGACUACACUGCAAGAUCUGUAAGAUGAACAUUCAUAUUCGUUGUGAGGGGAACGUCGCACCGAACUGUGGGGUAAACAACGUGGAGCUAGCUAACAAGUUAGCAGAGAUGGGACUUCAGCCAGGGGGAACAAUAAAGCGCAACUCAUUGAGUGUAGCCGGUGUAGAAUCAUCUCGGCGUGUCAGUAUGAAGGAGAGUGAAUCUCCAGAGAAGGAGAAGGUUCGAACCCUGCACGUCACUGAUUUCACCUUACUGCAGGUGCUCGGCAAAGGCAGCUUUGGCAAGGUGAUGUUGGCGAGGUUGAAUGGUUCCGAUCGUGUGUUUGCUGUGAAGGUUUUAAAGAAAGACGUGAUUCUGCAGGACGACGAUGUGGAGUGCACGCUGACAGAGAAACGAGUGCUGACGCUCGCACACACACACCCCUACCUUACACACCUGUACUGCUGCUUCCAAAACCCGGAACGUUUGUUCUUUGUGAUGGAGUUUGUGAACGGUGGUGACCUGAUGUUCCAUAUUCAGAAAUCCAGAAAGUUUGAGGAGAACCGAGCCAGGUUUUAUGCAGCCGAAAUUACAUGUGCACUCAUCUUCCUACACAACAAGGGUAUUAUAUACAGGGAUCUGAAACUGGAUAACGUGUUGUUAGACAGAGAAGGUCACUGUAAGCUGGCAGAUUUUGGAAUGUGUAAAGAAGGGAUAUUUGAAGGAUCAGCUACAGGAACGUUCUGUGGAACACCUGAUUACAUCGCUCCUGAGAUCCUGCAGGAGAUGCUCUACGGGCCGUCGGUGGAUUGGUGGGCCCUGGGAGUGCUUUUAUACGAGAUGCUUUCAGGCCACGCCCCCUUCGAGGCAGAGAAUGAAGAUGAUCUGUUCGAGUGUAUUCUGAAUGAGGAGAUUGUUUACGCCUCCUGGUUGAGCAUUGAAGCUGUGAAUAUUCUCAGAGCUUUCCUGAUAAAGAAUCCAUCUCGGCGUCUGGGCUGUGUUGCGGCCGACGGAGGAGAGAAGGCAGUUACGGCUCACGCUUUCUUCACACCUAUCGACUGGGACAAACUGAGCCGUAGAGAGCUGGAGCCGCCGUUCAAACCUCAAAUUAAAGCAGCCGAGGACGUGAACAAUUUCGACCCGGAUUUCACUCAUGAAGAUGCUGUUCUCACUCCCAUUGAGGCCGGUGUGCUGCCCCAGAUCAACCAGGAUGAGUUCAAUGGAUUCUCCUUCACCUCAGAGCAAAUGCUGCAGUACUGCCCACCCUAAAGA